GCGUGGAAGAUAAGAAGCCAAGCACCACACUGGAAGAUUUGCUGCGCUGGACAAGAGGCAGCAAGGGCGGGCGUGCAUGUUUUUCGGGUGGCCAGGUCGGCGGACUCCAGCUCUCUCCCUCGGUGCCGCAGGUCUAGCCUGAAAGCGCACGCCGCCGGAGCGUUGAACCUUGGCCGCAGCCUCUGGCGCAGGUUCCACCCCGGCUGCUAACGUACAGCUUUCAAGCCCAGUACUCGCCCCCAGCCUGAACGAAAGAGAACUACAGCAGUAGAGCGGCCAGAUCGCGUUCUGCAAGGUUAGAUUUGGGGGUCGUCGAGAGCGGCGCUGGCCAAGGUAUGGACUGGACUCCGGCUGCCGUCGGUUCUUCGAGCUCUUCAGCAGCCAACUACGGAGAGUCUACGGGAAUGGUAAGAGCGUCCCCAGAUGAGAUGAUGGUGUCCGCUUCCACCGGUCGGAAUGUAGCUCCUCCUCGAGACCCGGCAGAUUUUCCGCACGAACACUCUGCGACCGCAGCGGGCACCCCGUUAGGAGGACAAUCGGGGCAGCGGGGGCGGGAGGGUGUGGUGGCGCACCAGGGGGUUGGAUCCGGUGCAGCGGUAGCGGUCCCGUCGAGGAAUCACCGACCCGAAGGAGGGCGUGAUCGAGAAAAGACGCUCCCGGCGUGGAUGGCCGCGGGCCCGGCGGCUUUGCCGGACGGGCGCCAACAGCAAGUAACACCUGUUGCGAAUGCUCCAACACAGACGCCUCGACCAACCGGAUUGUACUCAUCUCGUCCACAGCAGGGUGCUCCGAGCAAGCAGAAAGCGGGUCCAAGUGAUGGCGACAGGAAUUCCCGGGCGAACAUAAAUAAUCGAAACAGAAACAACUAUGAUGAGGAGCCGCAUCGAUCUGUAGGUGCUGGCGCAACCCCAGACAUGAGCACCCUGUAUGCAAUGGCUCGAGAAUCGCGCAAUCACACACCUGCACCCAGAACGCCAACCACGGCGGCCCCGAGACCGUCGGCAAAUCCACGGUCAGCAGGAAGAGGGCGCGGUCGAGAGAGGACGCUGCCAGCGUGGAUGACUGCGGCGGAGGCAACCCCGCCGGGCGGACUCCAACAGCAAUCGGCGCCUGGAACCACUUCCGGCGGACGGGUACCCGAACCUACGGGGUCGUUCUCAUCUUGUCCACAGCAGACUACCCAAACCACUGCCCACGGCCGUUACAGCGUUAAGAAUACAUCGAGUGAAGACAACCAAACGGCCAAAGCGGCAGCAACGGGCACCUUCCACGUGGGCGUUGGUCAUCAUGGGAAUCCGCAGCGCCAAAGGCGAGCACCUGGAGGUCAAGGUAUCAGCCAUGGCAUCUUUGAGACACUUCGUGAACAGUACCCGGGAUCCGCGGGAGUGAGUAUGGCCGGGGCGUCGGGGGCAAGGCCCACUACCCACCACCAGAGUUUGUCCUCAACGGUGGCAGGGCACGGUCGAGGACUCAAGGUUCGGAGGUGGGUGCGUGGUGGGACACGUGAUGACGGUACGCCUGGCGGGCUUCGACCGUACGAGGAGGGUCCCUUCGAUUCUGUGCCUCGGGCGUCUCGACCGACCGGAUCGUACUCGUCUCGCCCAGGACAUAGAACUCAGGGCGCGCUCCCGAACAGCUGCGGUAGUAGUAGGUAUAAAGCAGGCACGAACAGAAAGGGACGCCGUGCUGCCGGAAUCGGCACUCGUCGACCGGAAAGGUCGGCAUCCACCAACCCAGAGAUUGGCAGUUGGCAUACCAACGCUGAGAGAAUUGACGGCCAGAGCCCAGUUCCAGCAGGUACGGUUGACUUGAACGGCGCACCCGAGAGAGGGUUGCUGGUGGCAGAUCCCUCUUCCCAGCACCAGGAGUUGGCCACGACGGCAGGCGAAGAGCGCGGCGGUGGGCAAUCGAGGCCGAAGAGAGGUCGCGAAGAGGAACCAGGGAUGGCUUCGACGGGCUCCGUGUCCCGUGCUCGGGGCGGCGAGUCCGGGCGGCAACCAGCAGGGCUUGGCGGGCUGCUGGACGUGAUACGCAGGACGGCUAGCAUGAACUUGCAGCCCCCCGCGAAGAAGAACAAAGUGGCUCUUUCGAAGAGCAGCCCGCCGAAGUUCUCUGCAUCUGUGCCCCGCACGGCCUUGUCGUUGCAGAAUCUGGUCGCUACCAGGGCCCGGUUCCAGAUCGUUCAUCACCACGACGCCCCGAAGCAGCAGCAGCAGUUAGUAGCCCAUAGGAGUAAGUUGCCUACCUUGAACACCGCCGGCGAAGCACGACGAACGAGCAAGAGCAAAGGAUCAUCACGGGCCCCGCUUGCGGGCGCCGCUCUCUCCUCCAGGCCUUCACGUUCCACGACUCCGAAGAAGGUGGUCAUUGACGGAAAUGAUGUCGCGCUUUGCCACCGGGGAGCAGAUGGUCAAUGGUCUGCGCAGGGGCCCUUGCUGGCCAUCCAGUUUUUCGAGCAGCGUGGCGUACCGUGCGUGGCCUUCCUUCCUCGUGAACGCAUGGCUGGCGUCUCCCCUCGAGAUGGGUGCAACACUGCGUUUCAGGAGGCAAGGGCCAAAGGAGCGAUCUCCGAAAUCCCCCGGGGGGAGAAGGGCGACCUGUUCAUCCUCAAGUACGCCAUCGAAUCGAAAGUCCACGUGGUCACCAACAAGAGACUUAGCACCCACGCCGCCAGCAACGAGACACUAGGUGGGUGA
Molecule: messenger RNA, 2696 nt
Organism: Ectocarpus siliculosus
Lineage: Eukaryota; Phaeophyceae; Ectocarpales; Ectocarpaceae
Source: the annotation of a GenBank genome assembly